Messenger RNA from Dalotia coriaria, 2499 nucleotides. RefSeq names its product Vacuolar H[+] ATPase 16kD subunit 1 (gene Vha16-1). Gene Ontology annotation, biological process: proton transmembrane transport. NCBI's taxonomy places the organism in Eukaryota, Metazoa, Arthropoda, Insecta, Coleoptera, Staphylinidae. The record is from RefSeq and is a predicted model, not a curated record. Gene Ontology annotation, cellular component: proton-transporting V-type ATPase, V0 domain; membrane. The transcript is spliced from 3 exons. Gene Ontology annotation, molecular function: proton-transporting ATPase activity, rotational mechanism. Bases 140 to 613 code for a protein of 157 amino acids.
UGUCAGUAGGCUCGCGGUUACGGUUGAGUGUCGAGUGCGUUCAGUUCGCCACACGGACCUGUAAAUACUCCCUCGUUCGCACACGCGCCGCCGACGAACUCUCUUCGCAAAAGCAACCACACACGCACGCACCGCCAUCAUGACUGUUGAUGCUGAACAUCCCAUCUACGGCCCGUUCUUCGGCGUCAUGGGCGCCGCGUCGGCGAUCAUAUUCAGCGCUUUGGGCGCUGCUUAUGGCACAGCCAAGUCCGGCACCGGUAUCGCGGCAAUGUCCGUGAUGCGGCCGGAGUUGAUCAUGAAGUCCAUCAUUCCCGUGGUCAUGGCUGGUAUCAUUGCCAUUUACGGUCUGGUCGUGGCCGUCCUCAUCGCUGGUGCGCUGGGAGAGCCAGCAGAGUACAGUCUGUAUAAUGGUUUUAUCCAUCUGGGAGCCGGUCUAUCGGUAGGCUUCUCCGGUCUGGCGGCUGGUUUCGCCAUUGGCAUCGUCGGCGACGCCGGCGUGCGCGGCACAGCUCAACAGCCGCGCCUCUUCGUCGGCAUGAUCCUCAUCCUCAUUUUCGCCGAAGUGUUGGGUCUCUACGGUCUCAUCGUCGCCAUCUACCUCUACACGAAAUAAGUUAUUCGCUCGCGACUACAUGCCCCUUACCUGAAUCCCCAUCCCUACCUCCUGCCGAUUCAUUUUAGCAGCGUAGUAUUAACCUACAACCACCACCAACCGCAAAAAAACAGCAAGAAACGAACGAGUGAGGGUACGACAGCUGUACGACAAGUUGCAGACAUUCAUUUUCGAUUGCAAACCACCACAUAUACACCCACACUAGCUAUACAAACGGCUUGAAACUAAAACUAAACAUGUUACUAUACGAAGAUGAUCAGAUGAGACAAAAUGCGCUACUUAUUUAAAAAGAAAAAUGAAAAAAACGCGAGUAUGUAUAGAUAUAUCAUGUUAGGCAACCCCCUAUUCGAUUGUUCAUCCGAUCUUUUUACACGUGUACAUUCGGUUGAUUUUAUUCUUCGUAUUCUUUAUAUUAAUUCGGUCCAUUUUUUACAUAGACAUGCGCGCGCACAUCCCGUCCUUGUUUUCUCUUAGAUUAAUUCAAUUAUUUUGUUUACACUCACACACACACACAACAAACACCGGUCAACUAAAAUCGCGUUAAAUGUAAUGUGUAAAUGAUAAUAUGAAAAUAGUUGCCACAUGUAUUUCCAAUUUACUAAUAAUUAAUUCUAAUGAUAAUUGAAUAAUUCCAAAAAAUUUAAACAAAUCGUAAAACAAUUGAUGAUAUGUGACGAGAUGACGCUCUAGCUGAAGAGACAAGACCCGUUCUGUUUUCAUGUUUAGUCUUCUUCUUCUUUAGUUUGAUUUUUUGAUUAUUUGUUCUGUUACAAUUUAUUUAGUCUGUGAAUAUUAUAAACUAUUAUUAAUAAAUAUAUUAUAUAUAGAUGAAUGAUCAAGACGAAACAAAACAGUACACGAUACACACAAGACACACACGCAGAGAUGAUAACCAUGCUGACCGCGAGAGAUUUUUAAAUACAUACAUAAUUGUUUUUAAUGUUUAAAUGUAAAAAAAAAACGCAAGUGGAAAAGGAAAACUUUAAAAAGAAACCAUGUUUGUAUCAUAAUGUACCGACGUGCGUUGCGCUAGCGCGCGUGCGCGGCUGGCUUACACGUUGUGACAUCCGCAGGUCGCGUGGCAACGCACUUCGAUUAAUUAUUGUAUAGUUCUUAUUGUAGUGUAUACUUGAUUAGUAUAAAUGAGAGAAGAGAAAAACAAAUACGAUAAAUAAACGAGAGAAGAAAAUAACAGGACGCGUGUUCUGAUUCGCGACGCGAUUCUACUCCAAAAACACAAAAUGGCGACCGUAUUUACUGAUGGCACGCAGCAGUAGUUGUUUCUCGUGGAGGAGGACUCAAUCAAUAUUGUACGACAUGAUGAAUUCGUAUCUCUAGAGCACAAAUUGUUUAUUGUGGUUAUGUUUUGUGCAUAUUCAUUGAUUUUAUAAAUGAAAAUGUUUACGAUUACCAACUUAGGAAGACACACACUUGUAGGUUUCAUUCGUUGUGAACAUUUUGGCGACAUAUCACGUUGAUUUCGUUCGAUGAGAUUUGUAGAAAAUGUUUAGUCAUGUAGCCGCCAUGUUUUUUUCUGGUUUUGUUGAUUUUUUGUUUGUUGCGUCGACGGCGACAUUUGUAAUCAAUCCCACACAAGAAAACGGUUCACAACAAUUGCUACCACAGCAUAUUACCACAUAAUAUGAUGAUAUGAAUAUACAAGAUACAAAUAAAACCAGUUUAGUAAACUCAAAACGAUGAACGAUUGUUGUAAAUAAUUCUUAAUGCGAUAUGUAAGUAAUGAACACAGUCUUAAGUUGAAACAAACGUAAGUAAACGACGAGAUGAGCAACCCUAACUAAUUAUAUACAUACAAAUAUGAAUAUUCAAUGUGUAACUAUUAAUGGUUUUGAUGUUGAUGUAAAUUAAACAGAAAUUAAACUGCA